Molecule: messenger RNA, 1413 nt
Organism: Cicer arietinum (chickpea)
Lineage: Eukaryota; Viridiplantae; Streptophyta; Magnoliopsida; Fabales; Fabaceae
Source: RefSeq, a predicted model, not a curated record
UUUUAUAAUUGAGAGUAAUAAUCGGAGUAAGUAAAAUGAGAGAGUGUUUCAUUCUGGGUUUUGGAGUUGUGAGCGAUGAGAAAGAAAAGCGUUUGUGGUGGCCGCAGGCGUAGUACUACUCCUUCUGUGUCUCCUCUCAUCUCUCCCAUUCCUCCACUCUCUACCUCCCAGGACGACAACAUUGCAACCAUCUACGACAGCGACACCAACACCAACACCAACGACGACCACACGCACGCUCCACUCCCCGAUACCGAACCUGUAGAGUCCUUCGACGAUAACACUUGCAUAACAUGCAACCAAAGCGGAGGACCAUUGCUCGUAUGUGCCCAAACCGAUUGCCCCGUUACUGUCCACGUCACCUGCAUCGGUUCCGAACCUAAAUUCGAUUAUUCUGGUAAGUUCUACUGUCCCUACUGUUCCUACAAGCGAGCGUUGAAUAAGAGUAGAGAACUUAGAGAGAAAGUUAUUCUAGCGAAGAAAGCUCUUUCAAGUUUUUUGGAAAAAGACCAAACGCUGCGUAAGGAUAAGGAUCACCAACCUGUUCAACCGGUUCAGGAUCACGCCAACCGGGAUGACCCGGUAGUUUCUCAUUCUGGGGAGGGAAAACAACACAAUAAUAAUGAUCAUGAUCUUGAUCGUGAUCGUGAUCGUGAUCGUGAAAAUGAAAAUGAUAAAGGAAAAAUUUCUGUAACUAGUAGUUCCGUGAGCGAAACUAAUGAUUCGGAUUCUAACUCCAUUGCGGUGAAGAAAGGUUAUCCCAAUGCUAAACGCAAGGUUGUUUCUGUGAAAAAAACCUUGUUAUGGGAACAGAAAACCGGCGGUGCCAGUGAUGUGGAUGACGAGGAAGUUACCAGCUCCAGAACUUUAAAACUACAGAAGCAAAACAAAAAUCAGAAUCUGCUGACUGGAAAGCGUAGGAGAUUGUUUUGGACAGCUGAAGAAGAAAAAACUCUCAAGGAAGGAGUGUUGAAGUUCUCAACGGGAAAUCAGAAUAUCCCUUGGAGAAAAAUUUUAGAAUUUGGUUGUCGUGUGUUUGAUAAUACUCGCACUCCUGUUGAUCUCAAGGAUAAAUGGAGGAACAUGACCUCCAAGGAAGGAAACUAGAGCUUGUGAAAACCUGAGUUUCUUUACAGUAACAGCCAGCGGGGGGGUUUUGAUUACAUUAUUGCAAAAAGUGGAGGAACGAUAGGAGUUGUUAAUGAAACUUGAUGACUUAUCCAUGUUUUGUAAAGAGUUCUAUCUAUGUAUUGUAUAUAAUUGCUUGCCUCCAAUAAUUUUGUGCAAGGUAAUUUUAAUUUACCUCUCCUAGAGUUCUUAAAUAUACAUCUAAUGUAUGAAGAAUUGUGAAGUUGGGAUAUUAUAGUAACUAUAAAACCUCGUCCAGAAAAUUAAAUCACCAACGACUUUGAA